Messenger RNA from Penicillium verhagenii, 1050 nucleotides. RefSeq lists its product as uncharacterized. The coding region runs from base 1 to 1050 and encodes 349 amino acids. NCBI's taxonomy places the organism in Eukaryota, Fungi, Ascomycota, Eurotiomycetes, Eurotiales, Aspergillaceae. The record is from RefSeq and is a predicted model, not a curated record. The transcript has a single exon.
AUGCAUUUCGCCAACGCUGCCGCUUUGCUCGCCUUCUCCUCCAUCAGCGUCACCUAUGCCGCUCCUUUCGCCAACCCACAAGAUGAACUUAGCCGUCGCCAGACAAGCUACGAAGUAGUCAAUGUUGACGGAGACUCCAACGGAUCUGCCGCCCCUGAGAUCGAGACUGUGACUGAGACUGCCAAGUCUACAGUGACUGCCGCCGGUGCUCCUGCUGUGCUUCAAACCAUCACAGUAACAGCCACUCCGACUCCGGCUCCCUCUUCACUUGCACCUUCUAGCUCGGCUCCUGCCUCACACUUGGCUCCUCCUCCAGGUGGAUCAUUCAUGCCUGCCAAUAGCAAUGGCUUCUUCCGCCGUGGCCUGAACGCCGCUGGUAACCCAGUUCAAUUCGCACAGAACUACAUCUCGUCUUCCGGUUCUUCCUGGCCCACUGUUCCCACCUCCUUGGCUGUCCGAGACGCUGCUGGCUGGUACCCUUCUCCCUCUUUCACGCCUUCGGCUGCACCAUCUUCCUCUUCUCUGGUUGCUCGCCAGUUCGGCGGUUGGGGUCCAAGUGACUCGACACCUGUCUCUCCUAGCACCACACCCACCGCUUCCCCUUCUCUGGUUGCUCGCCAGUUUGGAGGUUGGGGUCCCAGCAGCUCACUGCCCGUCCCUCCUAGCUCGGCAGCCACUCCCUCUGCCUCUCUAGUUGCUCGUCAGUUCGGCGGCUGGGGUUCCAGCUCUGUUCCCACCCCCUCUGCCACCCCCUCUGCCACCCCCAGUGUGAGCCCCUCUGCAUAUGUUUACGCUCGCGGCUACGAUGCUGCUUCUUGGGGAAUUCCCUCCGCCUCUCCUUCCUCUUUGGUGGCUCGUCAGUUUGGCGGUUGGAGCCCUAGCUCUGUCCCCACUCCCUCCGGACCUGCUUCCAGUGUGAGCACUCCUGUCGCGCCUACCUCUUUCCUCGUCAAGCGUGACUUUGAGAGCCACUUCACUCCCUCUAGCGCUCCCACUCCUACGCCUAGCGCCAGCCUCUCCAUCCCCCUUUCGUCUGCUCUGCUUUAUUAA